This is a messenger RNA of Teleopsis dalmanni, 999 nucleotides long. RefSeq lists its product as uncharacterized. Gene Ontology annotation, cellular component: neuron projection. The transcript is spliced from 5 exons. Bases 1 to 681 code for a protein of 226 amino acids. The record is from RefSeq and is a predicted model, not a curated record. Lineage: Eukaryota; Metazoa; Arthropoda; Insecta; Diptera; Diopsidae. Gene Ontology annotation, biological process: G protein-coupled receptor signaling pathway.
AUGUUGACAACACACCAUUUACAUCAUCUGCAUCAUCAUCGGGGCAGUACAAACCUGGAACUGGAUAAAAUCACUAAUCUAAAUACGCUCAUUGUAGAAAUUAAUAGCCAUGUUGCUUUAUUUCGUGAUAUGCUGAUACAUGUUGGCCAAUCCAAAGACUGCCCGGAAUUACGCGAGAAAAUUCGAAAACUGCGAAGAACCUGCGUUGAAGCAUGCAAGCACACGGCGCAGAUAAUAAUGCCGCAGGUGAAGAGUGCUGUGGCCGAUGGCAUUCCUACGGACAAUCCUCACUUAGUGUUGCUCUUCUAUUUGGCGCAACUUUUCCUCCGCGAGUUAGUGAAAAGCUACCGCCUGGUGCAAGUGGUGCCAAUGGACAUGUCCGGCUACUAUGAAAAUCGCGCUGGCCCUUCGAAUCUCGGCAAUGUUAUAAGCCAAAUUUUGCUUUGCAAGCAAAUAACUCCGGAUUUCAAUCAGGAAGAAUUAUGUAGCAUCACAAAAGACUCACAGGAAAUUGCAAUGCUGCUAUCGGAAAUGCAAGAGUACAUGCCAAAGCACGAAACAUUUCUGGAACGUAAUGCUGCUCUAGAUACUACUGGCCCAUGGACAACGAAACGUAGACGUAAUUCGAUAUAUAAGAAUAUGGGUUUGUUAUGUUGCGUUUCGAGACCAAAUUAUCUCUGAGAUGAGGCCUAAACAAACUGAAACUAGUAAAGUAUUAAAAAUAAAUAUUCUUCAAAAUCAAUUUUAAAUAGGUCAAAAAUAUUCAUGGAAAAACAAUUGUGCAAAGACGAAUGACAGGAAUACAAAUAUCAAAAAUGAAAAAAUUAUAAAUUAUAAAAACUAUUGAUUACACACCAAAAAAUCAACAAUAAUUAUGAACAGGACAUCAAUUAACAGGACUCACUAGUCACAAAGUAAGAAUAUGUUAGUAGCAACAGUGUUUCUAAUAAUUAAUAAAAUUGAAAAGGAAAUAUUAAGAUAACAUUUAUUUAAGUCUAA